Molecule: messenger RNA, 3826 nt
Organism: Blastomyces gilchristii SLH14081
Lineage: Eukaryota; Fungi; Ascomycota; Eurotiomycetes; Onygenales; Ajellomycetaceae
Exons: 3
Coding region: 949-3090 (713 amino acids)
Biological process (GO): chromatin remodeling
Cellular component (GO): Swr1 complex
Molecular function (GO): ATP-dependent H2AZ histone chaperone activity
Source: RefSeq, a predicted model, not a curated record
AGCAAGGAGAUAAAUUCAGGACUCAGUGUACAGAUUAGUGGCAGAGCCCAAUUGGAGUUUUUUCGUGAGAAAAAAGCUAGCGAAGACAGACAAAUGUGGUGGUUAGAAACUAAAAUAUUUGCUUUUUCUUUUCUCUUUCUGCUGAGGCGCGCUCGAAUGUUGAGGCUCCCCCAGCAGCAGAAAAAUCCCGCUGAGUUUCCCCGGCGACCUUGCAGGGGGUCUGCGGAGAGACGACGGCUUCAUCCGCACGCUUAAUCGAACGACCACGAAGCAAUCAGAAUUUGAAAAAAAGGCCAUAACAAUAUUAAUAAACCAUUAAUCCAGAAUAAUAACUCCGUCAAUCCUUUUCAGAACCUUCUUUUAUCCCCAGGUUACUCAGUUGUCGAUUGCUCUUCCUCUUUGUCACACCUCACUACUGCCUUCUGCCUGGUUCCUGGCCCUGGACGAGCCCGCAUUGUUUCGAGAACUUGGUCCGUUCGGAAAUCUUACGAUAAUACAAGACUGCCUGCUCUUUUCUUGUAAAUACUCAGGCAUAAGAGCUAGCCGUCCUGGUUUAUAAUCCCCCACAAAAACAUACAUUAAUUCGAAUUCAGCAGCUUAUCUUACUUGAGCUACGCCGCUUUCCACCACUUACACCACCAAUUCGACUAGUUGGGAUAUUUUUAAGAUCUUCCAGGCAGAACCACCUACCUCAACAACCUCAACAGGUGCAACGUUGGGAUUGGGGCCCAAGUGCCACCCCAAUAUAUGGCUGAUCAUGAAGACAUCCCCCAUUGCUCCUAGAUCUCGACUGGUACGGAUUGUUCAAAGGGUAUAGGAAGUAUUGUCAUAGAAUCUACAGGACAGAAAAUUUGAGCUGUCCUCUAAGUUUCAAUUACGCAUAUACGCUCAAUAUUCACGACAUUUGCAUGCACUUCGCGAUCUGACUUUACUUUUUUCGCCGCAAGAAUGGACGGACCCCCGCCACCUCCCCCACCUCAUGGGACUCCACCAGGAGGUAGGCCACCUCCCAAUGCAAACGGCGGAUACCGCAAAUCGACAGACCUUCCGGAAGGGCCAUAUGAUAUUUUCAUUGUUCCUCCCCAUUCAUCAGGCUCUGGCUUCAUAUACCUACCCUCCCUGCAAUGCCACAGGAACAGCUUUCUGGCAGGAGUUGCGGCCACUUUGGUUGGAGUUGCAGUAUACGUGUGGGUGGUGCCACUUAUGAAAACUUGGGUUUCAACCGUUGCUCAAAGUGGUGACACAAGCGUCUUUUUGAUUGUUAUAGUGGUUGGAGUUGCUAGUUGGGCAUGGGGAAGGUCACAGAUACAUCUCAGCGGAACACCCCCACCGCCCCCACGAGGUAGCCCUAGGUCUCCUCCCUCUCCUCCUCCCCCAGGGGGAGGAGGAGGUCCGCGAGGUCCACAGCACGAACCGCCUCCCUCAUCAGGCCCUAAUCAUAACUCCGGGGGAGGACCCCACUAUCAAAACUUCAAUAGUCAGUACCCAGGGGGAGGCUAUGGGAAUGGCCCUAACCCUGGUGGACAAUACAACGGUGGCCCGUUCCCCGGGAGCCAGUAUCCUGGAGGCCAUCGGUAUACACAAGGAGAAGGAACUCCGGGAUCUAGCGAAUCCCCUCCACCACCUCAACCUCCCCCACCGCCCCAAUCCCCUCCAGACCCACCACCAGCCACACCGCCCAAGCAGCCUCAGAAUGACACUCCCAAACCGAAAGACACAGACUGGGAGAAAGCGAGGGAAGAAACAAAGCGAAAAGAAGACAUAAGACGGAAGAUGGAGGAGUUCCGGAAGAAGAGAGAGGAGGAGGAGAAGGAGAAACAAAGACAACGAGAGAAGGAGGCACGAGAAAGGGAAUUCCGUGAGAGGAAGGAGAAGAGAGAAAAGGAACGGCUUGCUAAGGAAGCUGAGGAAAAGGAGGCUGCAGAGAAAGCUGCCAAAGAAAAAGCAAGGCAAGAAGCUGCUGCUCGGUUCGCCGCUGCUCGAGAGGCGGCUGCUGCCAAGAGAGCUGCAGACAAGGCAGCCGCGGAAAAACUUGCAGCUGAGAAGCUCGCAGCUGAGAAACUUGCGGAAAAACUUGCGGCAGCGAAGUUGAUGGCGGAAAAGUUGGCAGCGGAGAAAUUGGCAGCGGAGAAACUGGCAGCGGAGAAGCUAGCAGCAGAGAAACGAGCAGAAUCGGUAAAGCAGGCACCAUCCCCAAAAACUCCCCCAAGAACGCCUUCUCCGCAGAAAAAACCGCCGCCAUUCCCAUCUGCUAGAACUGAACUUGACGACGACGCAUACUCAUUUCGUCCCUACGAUCGACCCAAGAAACAACCAUCCGCACCCUCGGUAUUCUCAGAGUCAUCAUAUGCACCGUCGCAAUCGACAGCACGAACAACUCCACCCCCCUCUCGACGAGGACCAUAUUCCACCAAAGACCCCGAUAAGAUCAUUAUUUCUGGUGUGUAUGUAUUCAACAACACUUUUAUGAGGACACCCGUUGGACAACUGGUGUCCGGGAAGGGACACGUGACCGAUGGUUUAAUCCUGCGCAUCACGACUGAAGGAAUGUUCGUAGACGAUGAUAUUAGAGGCGUAGCCCAACGCGAAUGGGACAUCAAGGCAUGGACAAUGAAGCUUGUAGAGGUAUGGUGCCCCCAGCUCGGUACGAACCCUCCUCCCACCCGCCCAAGCCCCGUGAAGGCAAAUCCCUUCCGGUUCAGCACGUCCUACGCGCACAAGGUUCCCAGCAGUGAGGAAUCUGACGCGUAUCUGGCAAACCUGCACAGGUCUUGCAAGAACCAGUGCCGGCUGGGGGCUACGUCUUCCGGAAUGGGACCCCUCAAUGGCAAUAGCAAAAGCAGAAUCAUUGAUGAUGGAGACCUCCUGCAGAGCGCGGAAUUGCGUGGCUUCCACGUCGUUCGUGCAAGCCUCAGAGACCAGGAAGGCAAGAAAUAUGUCUUCGUCUUGCAGGAGACUGAGGCUUGGAAAGUAGCAAUCGGGCUGCAGCGUUUGAAGAAAGGGAGUCAAGUUAGGGCAUUGGGUGUGUGUGGCUUGCCUGCUAACGAGACCAAUGCUGUUCUUGAGAGUCUGGGGUAUAUCGCAAAUUGAUGGUGAUGGUAGUUUUCCAACUGCCCUUCAGGUCAGCGAUCAGAUAACCUCCAGUCGCCACAUCCCUGAAUUCUUGUGUUUGUCACCCUGCGGCUUGUUCAAUUCUUGUGUCUAUUUCCUGUUGUUUUCGAUGAUUUUCUUUCUUCCUUGUUUCAGCCCUUCGCCAGGCACAUCCAUAAUAUGCAUCUUCUCAGGUCAUUUUAGCGAUGGAGUUUAGAGUGCAUAUAUCAUUCAUUCGCUCAGUCAUCCUUUUGUCCUCUGGCGCGCAUUCUCUUUAGAUGACUCCCCUGCUGCAAUAGCCCUUUCCAUGUUUUUAAAGUUACCUGGCGUUUGAUGAUUACCAUUCUCCUCACCACCUAGUCGUCGGUCUUACCUUCCUUUAUCUGUCUUUAAGCGUCCCCAGUUCUGUUUUUGUUUUUCUGUUUUUUUGUUUUUUGUUUUUUUUUUUUUUUUUUUUUUUUUUUUUUUUUUUUUUUUUUUUUUUUUUUUUUUUUUUGUUUUGGCAUGGAACUCGUUUUUGCCGCCCCGUACAUCUAUGACCUCGAGUUAUGUGUGAACGCAUGUUGCCAUAGACCAAUUUGGUCUGGACAUCAUACGCUGGUGUGUACAGUGCACAUAAUUUUGGAAAUAUUCUAGUUAAUACCUUUGGGAAAUAUUUUUUUUGAUAUUUAUAGUUUUUUAGUCGCACCUAGCUCAUUGACUUCUUUUCCUUGACCAUCAAUUAGUCCCCCGCUGG